Molecule: messenger RNA, 1713 nt
Organism: Abrus precatorius (Indian licorice)
Lineage: Eukaryota; Viridiplantae; Streptophyta; Magnoliopsida; Fabales; Fabaceae
Product: GPI mannosyltransferase 2
Exons: 5
Coding region: 22-1494 (490 amino acids)
Biological process (GO): GPI anchor biosynthetic process
Cellular component (GO): mannosyltransferase complex; endoplasmic reticulum membrane
Molecular function (GO): alpha-1,6-mannosyltransferase activity; GPI mannosyltransferase activity
Source: RefSeq, a predicted model, not a curated record
AGGGUUCAUUCUGAUUCGAAAAUGGUGGAAACAUGUUCAUCAGACCAUCAUCCUCCUCCUCACCACCACCAAUCACUGGUAUUGAAAUCAGCAAUAUAUUCAAGGCUCCUACUACUAACCCUAAUAAUCCUCUUCCGCACUAUCCUUUCCCCUUACGACACUUCCGCACCCUUAAACCCUCCAUGCCUCUCCGCUCCCAACACCACCCUCAAUUCCCCCCUCCAAAACGCCGUCGUUUGGGACUCCGUCUACUUCAUCCGCAUCGCCCAAUGCGGCUACGAAUACGAACAAUCCUUCGCCUUCUUACCCCUCCUUCCCCUCUCCUCACGCGCCCUCUCCUUCCUCUCUCAACCGCCCCUACUCGCUUACGUCAUCAACAACCUCGCUUUCAUACUCGCCUCUCUUUACUUCUACAAACUUUCCCUAACCAUCUUGAACGACCCCGAAAUAGCUCUUCGAGCCACCGUUUUGUUCUGCUUCAACCCUGCUUCUAUAUUCUAUUCUUCCAUGUACUCGGAGAGUUUGUACGCUCUUCUUUCUCUGGGAGGAUUGUACCACUUUGUCUCUUCUCGAAAUAAUCUAGCCGUUCUUUUCUUCGCUCUCUCUGGUUGCGCCAGAUCUAAUGGUGUGCUCAAUGCUGGCUAUCUCUGCUUUCAAACCAUGCAUCGCGCUCAUCAUGCUUUGUUUCAGAAAAAACGUGUUACUUUGGCUUUGCAGAUUGUUAUUGUUGGAGCUUUACGUAGUGCAUGUAUUUUUGCUCCAUUUGUAGCUUUCCAGUCUUAUGGCUAUUACACCAUGUGUGUUGGGCGUUUUCCUGAUGAAAUGAGGCCCUGGUGCAAGGCAAGAAUACCGUUACUUUACAAUUACAUUCAAAGUCAUUAUUGGGAUGUAGGUUUCUUGAGAUAUUUUCAGCUGAAACAGUUGCCUAACUUUCUUCUUGCAUCACCAAUACUGUCUUUGGCACUUUGCUCAAUUAUCCAUUAUGCUAAGUCAAGGCCUUGGGACUUCAUCUCGCUUGGUUUUCAAACUACUAUGAAAGAAAAGAGCAGUGGAGUUGUGUUUUUGUCAGAUGAUAUCUUGAGGUCCAAAGAAGAUGGCAUUGUGGAGAAAUCCUCUGCUAGGGUAAAAGCCUUAACAGUACUCACUCCUGUAACAGAACAUUUUAAUCUGAGGAGGAGAAAGAAUCUGAUCGAAGGAGAUGUUGCUAAUGCUCCCAUAGAAUCUGAGCCACCAGCCAGGCCAGGAUACUUGUCUGCAUCUGUUCUCCCAUUUGUGUUACACUUGGGAUUCAUGGCAGGCACUGCUUUUUUCGUCAUGCAUGUACAGGUGGCUACUCGUUUCUUGUCUGCCAGCCCUCCUCUGUAUUGGUUUGCUUCAUCUAUCAUGACUUAUCCUGCAAAAUGCUAUAGAUGGGGAUACAUGAUAUGGGCAUACUCUGUAACAUAUAUUUUUCUUGGCAGUUUACUGUUUUCAAACUUCUAUCCUUUUACUUGAUAAGAAGAAAGGCAGAUGCUUCUCCAUGAUCUUUUUAUUCCAUGCAAUUGACUACAGCAUAACUACCAUAAAGUGUUGCUGCUGAAUUUCAUGCCUGUCGGUUGCUUUUCCCAUAUUUGACAGUUGCUGUUCCUGUGAUUUACUGGUAGGGGGGAGUUGACAAAAGAAAAAAAAAAAAAAGAACUAGUAGUGGGGAAAAUGCCCUACACCCUCCCUGAA